This is a messenger RNA of Penicillium maclennaniae, 492 nucleotides long. RefSeq names its product fungal specific transcription factor domain-containing protein. The transcript has a single exon. NCBI's taxonomy places the organism in Eukaryota, Fungi, Ascomycota, Eurotiomycetes, Eurotiales, Aspergillaceae. The coding region runs from base 1 to 492 and encodes 163 amino acids. Gene Ontology annotation, cellular component: nucleus. The record is from RefSeq and is a predicted model, not a curated record. Gene Ontology annotation, biological process: DNA-templated transcription. Gene Ontology annotation, molecular function: zinc ion binding; DNA binding.
AUGUACCACACAUCUCCAGUACAAAGUCUUUGGCGCAUGGUGUAUGAGAGCAUAUCAGAGGAGAUCCACAGCCCUCGCCUUGCAGUGUUACAAGCUGCUUUGCUUUAUGCCCACCAGAAACCACUUGGUGACGCACAGUAUACGACCGCCGAAACUCCAUUCCUGUGGUCUUUUGUGGGUCAGCUUGUCGGCUUGGCCUGUUCGCUCGGCGUUCACAUUGAAUGUCGCAUGUGGGGAAUUCCGGCAUGGGAAAAACGUCUGCGGCGUCGUUUAUGGUGGGCUGUUUACGCCGAAGACAAAUGGCGCAGCUUGCUGAUGGGGCGGCCCCCGUAUAUUCACCCAGACGAGUGGGACGUAAGUGAAUUGGACGAGGGUGAUUUCCUGGUAGGUCCUCGGCAAGGAUUUUCUACCUGUUCCUGUGAUACCGAAAUACCGUUUCGGUAUCUAGUGAACUUGGCCAGGAUCGCCGACGAAAUACACGAAACAUUCUAG